Molecule: messenger RNA, 6318 nt
Organism: Penicilliopsis zonata CBS 506.65
Lineage: Eukaryota; Fungi; Ascomycota; Eurotiomycetes; Eurotiales; Aspergillaceae
Exons: 11
Coding region: 91-6042 (1983 amino acids)
Biological process (GO): phosphatidylinositol phosphate biosynthetic process; phosphatidylinositol-mediated signaling
Cellular component (GO): plasma membrane; cytoplasm
Molecular function (GO): 1-phosphatidylinositol 4-kinase activity
Source: RefSeq, a predicted model, not a curated record
CAGGAGUUUACCCUCUCAGGCAGACAUACAACGCCUGCUUCGAAAAGCUAAACGCUACCAUUUGCCGGGCUGACCAAUAUAUCUGUGAUUAUGGAUGCCUAUUCCACAGAUAUCAGACGGGCAGCAUUCGAGAAGCUCGCGAAGCUUGCAGUAAAUGGCCCGCCAUGUGAAGAGAGUCAACAACUCAUCCCCCGACUUACGGCCCCCUACAAUUUUCGCAGAACAGCGGCCAAUGGGCUAUUCGAUGAUGUUUCCCGUAUCCAUGCGUCUGGUUCACGCCCCCCUAUGGGGAUGCGAGAGUUAGAUGUCCUCCUUGGGCUAUGCAAAUCUGCCCCGUUUAUCCGAAAAUUGGGGCAAGCUUCGGAACUUACCUCGCACUUGUCUCAAUACCUGCCAGAAUCAUACGGACAAGCUUUUCGGGCAUCCCCUUUCCUGCGAAACAUAGAACCAUCACCCUGGGAGGUAUUGACCUAUGAUCUCACGUCUUCUCUACUGUCAAUUGGGGUCAAGUUUCCUUCAUUGCACAAGCAGAUUGAAGCCGUCAUCGAUGAGUAUCUGAGCAAUUGUGAAGAAGCUAGCCGGACGGUGAUACCCCUUCAACACUCCGGGUUGGAAAAUGAAAGCUACAGUUUCUCGCAGAAGUCCUUUGGUCUCUUGACAAUUGCAGUCUCUCUUGUCGGCUUUUUGAAGGCAUCUGCCAUUCAUAAUACCUUCUGGUCAGCCAGCAAAAGGUUGCUGAUCGUUAGUCAGCUGCGUGCGAUAUUUUCAGAUGACUUUAUGGUUGCUGUUGAAACUGCCUCAUCGACUAUACGUAGUGCAGCCCCAUCUGAUUCCGGUAUCAAGGCCUGGAAAAGAUGUACUCGACACUAUGCCGCUCAUGGACGGCCUCUAGGCGCCAUGCUCGUACGGCAAGAAUACAUGCGGUUUGCCAAAGCUUGCGUGGCAUCUGGUGUGACUAGCUCGAACGCCUCUUCUGGAGAUGGACUCAUGGAUGAUUAUUUGAAUGGUAUUGGGAUUGCACAGGGCAAAAACGAUUCUGAACUUGCUCUUGUCGAAUGCAUCGCCGAAAUUGUUACCGACGAGAUUCAUUUACUUGAAGAUGGCGCCGAUUACUUGCAACUCGGUUCACCGUCUCAGCAGAAACUUGCUUUCUCGGUCAAGGCACUUGCUUUGGUUGGAUACCUGAACUGCUUGAUCUUAGGUGGGGGGGCAGCGAAUGCCGACACUUUCCUUGCGUGGCUAGAGGACACAUUGGUAGAUCCCCAUCAAAUGUCCUGCUAUGAAUUAGCAGCAGCUACACUCAAAUGCAUAGCAGCUAUGGCCAGACUGAUGCCGAAUAGCGCAUCAGGUGCAAGCCGUUCUCUUUUGAGGUUUAUUGUCCAGAGAGGUGUGCUUACGGGUUCUAUAAUUGAUGCCGCCGCACGCAGUCUGGCUCAGGUCCUUGCACUCCUUUCUCAAGAUGCCAUCAUCACGACAUUAUACUCAUUGGGAAACGUGCUAAGCCCUGUGGCUAGCCCGGAGAGACCAUACCAAUACCAAACUGCAGGAAACUUAAUCGGACGCGUGGAUACUAUCACAUCAUAUUCACCUCCGAAGAACGGGAGCAUUGUUUCCAUCCCUGUUAAUGGUGAAGAGGAUAAUAUGACCUUCAGAAAUGUGACCCAUGCUAUUGUGGUUAUCUCUACCAGCAGGAAUGAUGAGAAAAUAAGUGCAUUGGCCCAAUCGAUGCUGUUGCAGAAGAUCGGGAAGGUAAACGCUGUGGUGGACUCAUACAUAAUUCAAGAGGCCGCAGAAUUGGCCCUAAGCAGUGAACAGGCCGAGUUCCAACUUCUCCUCAAGUUCUAUGACCGGACUCAUAGGGAUGCUCUUGCCAAGGGUCAUGCCAUAGUCUCGGACGCCGUCCAAAAUGCAAUGAACUACCUCUCGAUCCGAUUAACACCGGAGUCUCCGCUUCACAAACUUUACCUGAUCCAUUUACUUGAAGGGAUUGUGAACAAGGGAGAUGCUACUGGCUUUGAGAGUAAUCGACAGCAAGAAAUGGCCUUUACAGCAGACGAUAUAACACCUCUCCUCAAGCCCCUGGCUUUGCUUGUGUCUUCCAAUAAUGAGACUCCGGGGGGUCAUUCGUCAACUUCCAAAUACGAAGAAGAAAUAUCAUAUAUGUUUCGCGAUGCGUGGUUCAAUAUGGCCGUCCAUGGGAUCACAGCUAAUUCGAUCGUUUCUCAGAGCCACAGCGAAGAGCUUCGUCUGCUUGCAAAAUAUUCGCCACCUCUAAUCGCUGGAAACUAUCUGGACGUUCUUGAAAGUGAUGUCGAAUUAAACAUCAUUCUCAGGCGUGGAGAGACCCCUCAACGUGUUGCGGAGCAGAAGAGGGUUCUGAUUGCCGAGCUCCCUGGUCGCGAAUCCGAGAUUAAACGACUGAACUACCCCAAGGUUGUGUUCCUGAAUGCAGCCCUUUUGAUUGAAACAUUCCGUGCUGCAUCAGGUAACUGCACCAGUGUAUUGGAUUAUUUCCGCGAUCCUGCAUUGAACACAGCUGAAAUGGCCAGCUGCAUGAGUGCUAUUGCGGAGAAGGUCGUCAAUUUCUACCUUAGCAUGACUCUCUCUGGAAACCAUGAACAAUUUUCAUCUUCGUAUUUGGCAAAGCAACUCGCAGGGUUUUUUGCAGCUUGUUGUCAUCGCAUUGAAAGAGUCCAGAGUGUUGCUGUUUUCUGUGCUACGAGAAUAAUAAACGAGUGCCCUUCUGCGCUUUGCGAGAAGAGUUCUCUGUUUGCACUCCUCGAACUUUUGAGUGUCAUGUGGUCGUCUUGUCUUGAAGGCGAGCUUGAUGAGUUUGACUGGAGGUCUUCCUUCGUGUCAUCUCGAGGGAAUGUGAAAGUCGAUCUAUCGGAUGACUAUAACUUCAGGAAGCGUACACUAGAUUCGUUCCUCGAAAGGGCUCGGGUGUGGGUGCCAAUGGUAAUGAACAUCGCGCCACUAGAUAUCAAGGGUCUUCUUCAGACCUAUCUCUCCGAAUAUGAUGAUGAGGGCUCUUAUGGCCAUAUAUCAUUGGGCCGUUCAUUUGCUCUUGAAAUAGGCUCACUGAUCCCACAGAGUGAUCAGCGUCUAGGAUCUAUUGAAAGGCACGAUAUUUCAGUCAAUGUCAGCUCCGACUUCAUUUCCCAGUACACGACACGGCAAAAGUAUCGUUCUUCCGAUGUGCCCCCAUCUGUUCACGUGGAGGAUGGUUUGAUCAUCGACAAAGAUUUGAGCACCUCAAAUUCUCCUUCCUUUGCAAAUAUUUCUCAGAACCUAGAACAUUCACUGUCUUGUUUGUAUGAAAAAUCAGUGCGCGGUGAAGAUGUGUCUCCAAUUCAAGUGCGCGAUGAGCUCCGACAAGCAGCGGCCGUCCUUUGCAGCAGCAAUGAGAUGCAUCCAUCGCUCAUACACUACCUAGUGGUGUUACCAUUUCAGAUUUUCACGAAAGAUAUGAUCAAACUUGGGAUUUCCCUUUGGCUUGGUGUGAUUCAUGAGAAACCGCUUGCUGAACCAAGGAUCUUGAUGGAAGCAGCCGGAGAAUGGGAGAAGACAGUACGCCGUCGGGGUGGGCUGUUUGAUCCUUCUUUAGAGCAUCUCGAUCCCAUGCUCACCAAGAUCGAGCUCUUACCAACAGACAAGGCCUUGCUGCUCAAAAAACAGCAAAAGGCCCAGAAUACCAUUUCGCCCCACAGUCGUCUCCUCCAUUUUUUUGAAAGUCACUUCAAUGCCAUCCGACUAUCUAACAAUCAAAACCAACAUCUCUUCUUUCGUCUAAUCAGCAAGACCGUCAUAGGGCUGCUUCAUUCCAAUGGUCAUCCUUUGUCCAGAGAAAUACAUUUCCGUAUUGUUCUUCUCGGACUGAAAGUUUUGAGGUAUUCUACAGCAAAGAGCAAACCUGCUGCGUGGAAACUCAAGGACCAAAUACUAUCAGCUGCUUUGGGCUGGUUUAGGCAUCCACCGAGAUGGUCUUUCGGGGGUAAUCGCCUGCAGAUCAGGGCCGAGGAUAAGGUCCUUGGGGAUGUUGUUGCUGCUCUUGGACAUGUCGCAGGGAUAGCCACGCAUAACCGAGGAGCUCUCAAACCACUCCAGGCUAAACAAGACCUUCUGAACAUAUUCAUCGACAAUGAGAGGGCCCGCCUUAAAGUCUGGUUGUUUCCUUUGGACCAUGAGAGAAGACACCAUUCAUCUUCUCUUCUUGGGAACAAAAACUUCAUAGAGGAAUCAUCAUCGUUGCUUCGUCUUGCUUGGGCGGAAACCCCCGGGUUGGCCAUUCAGCUUGCUUCCAGAUUCCCAUCAGCGAAACUUCAAAAUGAUAUCCGUUGGCUACUACUGAAUUUCCCAGAGAAGGCACUCAACGAACCUCAAGGUUUGGAAAUCCUAUUCGGUUCAUCACUUCCGGCGGAUGUCUCAUUCCAGCUCAAGUAUCUGUUGUAUUGGGCGCCGGUGAACCCUAUUGAAGCCCUCACAUACUUCUUGCCUGCGUAUGGUAACCAUUCUUUUAUUUUACAAUAUGCGAUGAGAGCUCUGGAAAGCCAUGCUAUCGAUGUUCGAUUCUAUUUCGUUCCUCAGCUGGUUCAAGCCCUGAGAUAUGACGCCUUGGGUUACGUGGAACGUUAUAUCUUUGAAACAGCAAAACUGUCACAGCUAUUUGCUCAUCAGGUGAUUUGGAACAUGAAGGCCAACUCCUACAAAGACGAGGACUCUCAAAUUCCUGACCCUCUCAAGCCGACGUUGGACAAGUUCAUGGAAAUCUUGAUAUCCAGCUUUUCAAAUGAAGAGCGGGAAUUUUAUGAGAGAGAAUUCUCUUUCUUUAAUGAAAUCACGGACAUCUCAGGGAAGUUGCGCCCGUAUAUCAAGAAGAGCAAGGCAGAGAAGAAGGAGAAGAUCGAAGAAGAGCUGCGCAAGAUCAAGGUUGAAGUUGGAGUCUACCUUCCCAGCAAUCCAGAUGGUGUCGUUGUUGGAAUCGAUCGCAAAUCGGGCAAACCGCUACAGAGCCAUGCAAAAGCCCCAUAUAUGGCGACUUUCAGAAUCCGAAAGACGAGAAAUCGAUGGGACGGAAGCAGCAUGGGUGGGAGUACUGGCAUUCGCGCUUCGAGCCAUCAGCAACUCGUGGCGGGAUCUCAGGAAACACUUGAAUCGGAAGCUGUACAGGAAUCCUAUGAAGUGUGGCAAUCUGCUAUCUUCAAGGUUGGAGAUGACUGCCGGCAGGAUAUGCUCGCCUUGCAAAUGAUUGCCGCCUUCCGUAGCAUAUUCGCCAAUGUCGGACUGGAUGUCUGGGUCUUCCCUUACCGAGUUACUUCUACAGCGCCUGGCUGCGGUGUGAUUGACGUUCUACCAAACUCAAUCUCUCGAGAUAUGCUUGGCCGUGAAGCGGUCAAUGGACUGUAUGACUAUUUUGUGUCGAAAUAUGGCGGAGAGGACUCGAUCAAGUUCCAAGAAGCACGCACCAAUUUCGUCAAGAGCAUGGCUGCGUAUUCGGUCAUAUCCUACCUCCUGCAGUUCAAGGACCGACACAACGGGAACAUCAUGAUUGAUGACGCUGGGCACAUUAUACACAUUGAUUUCGGUUUCUGUUUUGACAUUGCUCCCGGAGGUGUACGGUUUGAACGUGCUCCGUUCAAACUGACGUCCGAGAUGGUUGCCGUGAUGGGUGGCAGCCAUGCCCAUCAUCAUGGACACACGCCGGGCGGCUCUAGCAGUGGAUUGAGCUUGCCUGGAGGACAUUCUCAUAACCCGACUACUACACAAGCUUAUCAGUGGUUCGAGUCUCUGGUUGUCAAGGCGUUCCUUGCCUCGCGCCCUCACUGCCACAAGCUUUCUCAUAUCGUCUCGUUGAUGCUCGACAGCGGCCUUCCAUGCUUCAAACCAGACACCCUGAAAAAUUUCCGUGACCGGUUUGCUCUCGACAAGAGCGAGCGAGAUGCAGCGGAGCAUAUGCGCGAGCUCACCCGCAAGUCUUACAUGAGCGUUUCGACUAAGGGUUACGAUCAGUUCCAGCUCCUCACCAACGGAAUCCCCUAUUGAUUGUUCCUUCCUUUCGCUUAGACCCUGCCCUAUGAUACUUGGAAACUUUCCCAUCUCAGAUCAAAAGAAAGACUCUCUUUGAACAUUGUAUCUCGUCUGCUUACCUUGAUUCAUACAUAUGCUAGUAUUCAACUUAACUAUAUGCCGUCAAAGGGUAAUCACACACUAGGAGCCAUAGAAAUCCUUCAAGUUGCCAAACUUUAUCCCUUACUUUCCAAGUUGUUUCUACUUGGCAUCCUUACGUUUUCCGCAAUGAAAUGACGUCAUGGCAUGGGA